Messenger RNA from Sinocyclocheilus anshuiensis, 3872 nucleotides. RefSeq names its product E3 ubiquitin-protein ligase RLIM-like. The coding region runs from base 169 to 2073 and encodes 634 amino acids. The record is from RefSeq and is a predicted model, not a curated record. The transcript is spliced from 4 exons. Lineage: Eukaryota; Metazoa; Chordata; Actinopteri; Cypriniformes; Cyprinidae. Gene Ontology annotation, molecular function: ubiquitin protein ligase activity. Gene Ontology annotation, cellular component: nucleus. Gene Ontology annotation, biological process: random inactivation of X chromosome; protein ubiquitination; ubiquitin-dependent protein catabolic process.
UUCCGCACACCGGAUGUAGAUUCGACGCUGAAGAGACGCUUGAGAAAAUGAACUCCUGAAUAGCUGUCAAGAUUAACAUUUACAAACAUCUACGGGGCAGAUACGGAACAGUGACUAGAUAAGGCUUCGACACAUUUAUUAAGUUGGAUCUGACAGCUGGUCGCAGUGAUGGAGGCUCAGGAUAAUGCAGAUCAGGGCAGCAGCGAUCAAUCUGAAGCACAACGCAGAAGACAGCUGGACCGGCUGGACAGAGAAGAGGCCUUCUACCAGUUCGUCAACAAUCUCAGCGAAGAAGACUAUCGGCUCAUGAGAGACAACAAUCUGCUUGGCACCCCUGGUGAAAUUACGGCAGAUGAACUGUUAAACCGCCUUCGGCAGGUCAAGGAUGGCCCUGAGUCACCCAACAAUGGCUCCACUGAGGAGAGAAGGGAAGGGCCUGCUGCAACAGAGAUGGAGGGCACUGAGGAAAACCCCAGUGGGGAGACCCUUCUUGACUGGCUCAACACCGUACGACAGACGGGGAAUACAACGAGGAGCGGUAACCGGGGUAACCAAUCAUGGCGGGCCGUAAGCCAAACCAAUCCCAACAGCGGUGAUUUCCGUUUCAGCUUAGAGAUCAAUGUCAAUCGCAACAUAGCUGAGCAGCAAACGCAGACGGAAAGGCUGGAAGGGACCCAGGAGAGACCAGAUGGCCCUGUGUCUGAGCCGGAGAGUCUUAUGGAGACUGCAGAGGUGGUUGAGGAACCAGUGGUGGAUGAGCUGGCAGUUAUAGUAGAGCCAGAGCUUCCAGUUCCUAUCACCCUGUCUCAAAACACGGAAGUAAUUGCACCAAAUCCACAAUCUCCAGCUCCCCCAACUUUGCCCCCAGUAGAGCAACCACGUAGGGGUCAAAUUAGGGCUCGCAGUAGAAGCCCAGAGCAGCGACGGACAAGGGCUCGCACUGCAAGAGGUCACUCGCCGCUCAACCUCGAAAGAUUGGACGGACUUCCGCCUGCUCAGCACGACCUGCCUUCUCGCAAUCCUGAGAUCCUUCCAGAGCCCCAGGUCGAGGGAAGCUCGCGUACUCGGCAGUUGUUCCUGUCUAGGCAGAGCACAGUGGAAACGGAAACUCAAGAAUCGGAAGCAGCUCCCGAGUUACCUGGAGCACCGGAGGAGAGGGAGGCAACUGCUGGGGAAGCAGGAGCCCCAGGUCGUCGUCCUCCAACCAUAAUGCUGGAUUUGCAGGUACGCAGGGUGCGUCCCGGAGAGUACCGCCAGAGAGACAGCAUCGCUAACCGUACCAGGUCUCGUUCGCAGCCCUCCAACAACACUUUACUCUAUGAGACUGAGCGCGGGGGUUUCCGCCGGACCUUCUCCCGUUCGGAGCGGGCAGGAGUGAGAACGUAUGUCAGCACUAUCCGCAUUCCCAUUCGCAGGAUCUCGGACACUGGACUCGGGGAAGCCACUUCUUUGGCUCUGCAGUCUAUGAUUCGUCAGAUCAUGACUGGUUUCGGUGAACUUAGCUACUUUAUGGACUCAGACUAUCCAGACUCGAACCGUGACGACAGCCCAGCUGCAGACCUCACUGAUGGACUGGGUAACCCUGAUGCUUCCACCGGUGCCGCUGCAGGUGAAGCGGACUCCUACCUUCCUGGGAAUGGAGGCUCUAACCAGGGUCGUUUAGAGGCACGGACAGAGGAGAGGGAAGUGGAUGAUGGAGCGUCCGGUGCUAACAGUCCUCGGGAGAACCGAGGCAGACAGCGGGCGCCCAUUAGCUUGGAUGAAACUGGAUCUCUGCCCUUUCUGCGACUCGCACACUUCUUCUUGCUCAACGAGGAAGAUGACGACCAGCCCAGAGGUCUCACCAAAGAGCAGAUCGACAACCUGUCCAUGCGAACCUUCGGCGAGAACGAUGCGCUCAAAACCUGCAGCGUCUGCAUCACGGAGUACGCCGAAGGCAACAAAUUACGGAAGCUGCCCUGCUCUCACGAAUACCACGUGCACUGUAUUGACCGCUGGCUUUCAGAGAACUCGACCUGCCCUAUUUGCCGCAGGGCGGUUCUGGUUUCCACCAACCGAGAGAGUGUCGUCUAACCAAAGUUGGUUUUGUGGCACUUUGAUAUCACUUCCUUCCCUUUACAUUUAUUACCUAGUCAUGUGAGAACUCGUAUUGAGAUUUUUUUUUUUCCCAUGCAUCCUAUAUGAAGCCAUCAAUAAGUUUUAUCAGAUUUGCUGGUUUCCCCCAAUUUACACAUCAGUGUAUUUUGACCCAUCUUACAAUGGAAUAAAAUUGGUGCAAGGAUGGAGCCCUGAUCAUUUACUUGUACUGAACAUCAACAUUCAGCAAAAUUAUAGGUUGAGGGGCAAUGUAGAGUGGCACAUACACUUUCAUACUAAAAGAGAGAUUUGAGUUGUACUUUUAUGUGUUCCAUAUCAGAUUAUAACAAAGUUGGCGUUUUAAUAAAAAUGAAUAAUUUGAGGGUCAAGAUUAGCAUUAAGGAUCAAGAAAAGUGUAAUCUGCUCAUGCGCAAAUACAUUUCAAUUGGAAAAUACAUUGAAACUGCUGCAUCUAACAUGAUUUUGGUUUCAUACAGUGCUGGUUAUGUGUUGGUAUGAAAGCAUAGUGUGUGAUGUACCAGUUGCACCGUUAUCAUAAAUGGCUAAAUACAGACAAAUAGUAGUAAAUUAAACAGUAGUUCUGAGUGAAUUCGUCACCCUGUAUAGAAUAGACUUUGAUUUGGUUUAUGAAGGUGUUCAGUAAUACUGGUUUUGAAAAACAUUUGGCCAGACACUUUUUACAGUUACAAACACAAAAGGCUGUAAAUAUGCUACAUGGACGCAUCAGGUUGUAUUUCUGCCCGUCUUCCCAAAUGAUGAUGAUGAUGCAUCAGUUGGCUGACUCAAAUCUACUCUAUCUUAAUAAAAAACUUGGCUACGUAUAGGCAAUGUCGUGCAAUGCUAAUAAGGAAAAUGUAAAGGACGUUUUGACAUAUUGACUUGUAUGUUGUAGUCUGUAAAUAUUAACGUUUAAAAUGAAGACUUAAAUGGAAGUUUUUCUAACAGUUCUGUACAUUGAGAAUAGCAUCGUUUAUCUUACUCUGAGGAGGAAAUUAUUUUUCUCAUUAUGUAAUGGUUGGUUCAUAUGGGAGCUAAGGUCCUUUAGUCCCAUGCUAGAAAAACAAAUGCAGUGUUAUUUAGAAACAAUAGAUGAAAUAUCUAUCUAUAUUGUUUCUGUUGACUUGGGAUACUAACCCUAAGCAUAAUGUGCUCCACCAUGAGUUACGUCAACAUUUCAUGUAUCAUAAGCAAGCCAACCAUUGUUAAAAAUGCAUAUUCUUAUGUUCUGAGGUCAUGUAUUAUAAGAGCGAGUUACUCGAUAGAAUUUCGUAAUUUUGUCAGCAUCAUAUUUAUAGCUUAUAUUUUGAGUCAUCUUUUGACUUAGCUUCCAGUUUGCUGUGUUUAAAAUGAAUAAAAUUAUUUCCUCACUUGACCGUUUCUCUGUGGCCUCGCCACCACGUUGAGUGCUGCUGUGGAAUAAUUGAGCUUACAGUGAACCUCACAGCCUACUGCUAUAAGCCAGUCUAAUUUAGCAAUACAUACCACAUAAUAUGCUGUGAAAGUUUUGUUUUUUUUGGGGGGGGUUCUGCACAUUCUGGUUCAAGGUUUGUAUUGAGCAAUAAUAUUGGUUUUCCACAAAUGUUCAGCAUUAUUUUGAAUUCUAUUUGGAUUCUUCAGGUGACAUUUGCUUGUAUCACACCAGUGCUUACGGCACACAGACGUUGCACACUUUCUGCUUUCUGCUCGGAUGAGAGACAACUACUAAAUAUUGAUCAGUCUGUUCUGGCUUCAUCAAGCCAUAAUGUUAUUUGUAUAUUACAAUAAAAAAAACAUGU